AUGGAAGGUAACACAACACCAGAAAUACAAUAUUUUCUUUCCAUCGUUGAUCACCAGAUUGGCCACCGGACAGCCAUCAGCACCUCCAGCACCUUCUGUGCCGACACCCAGCUCCAGACACCCUUUGAGCUGGGUCGGAAGAUUUUGGAGACUCUGCACCGUAUUGAGCACCGCAACGCUCGCCGCUUCCAAUUGAUAGUGGCGAAGUUAGACGGUCAUGAUCCUGGACCACCUCCUCCGGACACACCUAAGCCUGAGCCUGAGCCUGAGACAGAGGAGCCGGCACCGGAGGAGCCAGCAGCUAAAGCUGGCCAGGCAGAUGAGCCUCAGGAGCACAAAGGAACAGAGGCCACAGUGGAGGAGCCUGUAGAUCACAUUAUUGAGGAGCCGGCAGCUGUAGCCGAGCCAAUUGUUGAGACCGCAUCAGAGCCAGCUGGCCACACACUUGAGGAGCCUAGAGCACAUCCCGCACCAAAGUCGUUGAUGAGCGGAUAA
Messenger RNA from Arachis stenosperma, 495 nucleotides. RefSeq lists its product as uncharacterized. The record is from RefSeq and is a predicted model, not a curated record. Bases 1 to 495 code for a protein of 164 amino acids. NCBI's taxonomy places the organism in Eukaryota, Viridiplantae, Streptophyta, Magnoliopsida, Fabales, Fabaceae. The transcript is spliced from 2 exons.